Neltuma alba is the source of this 448-nucleotide messenger RNA. RefSeq lists its product as uncharacterized. The record is from RefSeq and is a predicted model, not a curated record. Lineage: Eukaryota; Viridiplantae; Streptophyta; Magnoliopsida; Fabales; Fabaceae. Bases 1 to 417 code for a protein of 138 amino acids. The transcript has 5 exons.
AUGUUCCAGCUACUGAGAAGUUUGACUAACUUCUUUGACUCAUUUACAUUUGUCUCUCAUUUAAUCUUUCUUAUCUUGCGUCAUUUAUAUUUACAUUCAACCUUGCUUUAUACGUACCGGCAGCAGUUUCAGUCAUUCUCUACAACCGGCCUUUACUGUUCAAGCUUCUCAAAUAUCUUCAAGUUCAUCUAUCUGUCAAACAGUUUCAGUUAUUAUCCUUCUGCAUUGGUUUUUGGCUCAAAAGAUAUCAAUAUUAUCACCGAAUCCUUUGCCAGAAGCUGUUCUAAUCAUCAUCCUUCUGCUUUGCUUGCCAUUAAUUCUGGUUCUCCCUUCAAAAACAUCAAAAUUAUCUCAAUUCAUAUUACAGGUAAGUAUCAUUUUCUGACCGCCUUCCAUCGUUUGCUUAUCAGAUACUGAAAUAUCACAGGUAAAUAUUAUCUUGAAAACA